This is a messenger RNA of Galdieria sulphuraria, 928 nucleotides long. RefSeq names its product nucleic acid binding protein. The transcript is spliced from 3 exons. The record is from RefSeq and is a predicted model, not a curated record. NCBI's taxonomy places the organism in Eukaryota, Rhodophyta, Bangiophyceae, Galdieriales, Galdieriaceae. Bases 28 to 906 code for a protein of 292 amino acids.
UUCCGAAUAGAUUUUGUGUGUUUGUUCAUGUCUUCUUCGUUUUGGCAAUCACUUCCACGUCAAGUUUGGGUAUUUUAUCACUAUCCUUGCAACGACGGAAUAUUUGCUGCAACUUGUGCAUAUUUGUUUUUCAAAAAGUAUUCAGCAAACGUUCGUUUUAUUCCUCAUAAAACUUAUGAAGCAUACUCCUUGGAACCCAAAGCUCUAGAACACGUGGACACCGUAUUUCUUUUGGACUAUAUAGGAAACGGUUUAGUGGAAGAACUGGCAAAGAACACGCAUACUGUUAUUAUCGAUCAUCACAAAACAGCUAUUUCCUAUUUGCAAACAAACCCCGACCAGUGGUCUUCCUAUCAAAUAGAGCUGUAUUUGGAUGAUCAACGUUCCGCUUGUGGCUUGGCUUGGAACUACUUUUCGAACCUUUCAAGACAUUUCUUUCAACAAGACUUGAUAGAUUUGCAGUUGGCGGAAACCCAUUUUCUUCCUAUUCUUAGAGCUGUACAAGAUGCCGAUUUGUGGUUGUGGAAGGAACAAGGAAGCAAGGAAAUUGUCAGUGGAUUGUCUCAGCAACUGAUAGAAUAUGACGUGAAUAGCAAUCCACAAGUAUUCGAGGAACUUGUCCAUCUGACGGUAGAUGAUCUCGUGUCUUUAGGUAAACUUGCUAUAGAAGAGAAUGAAAAGAUGAUUCUUAAAGAGCUUCAAAACACUUUUGUUAUUGAACCUUUGCCAGAACAUAAAUUUUUGGCUGUUAUGGUGGAUAGUCAUAUGGCUCGAUUGCGGAGUGAACUUGGAAAUGUGUUGGCUAAAGAAAGCGAAAAAUGCUCUCUUCUUCCAGUAGCUGCAGUAGUAUAUCCUAUUGAGAAUAAACUAAAAGUGGAGGACACCGCAAUGCAAGUGGCUUUGUAAUAUCAUUGGAAACUUUUCAAAG